ACGCCUGCGAGUCUCCAGAGAACAAGGAGCUCUUUCAGCUGUUUGAGAGCGGGCUGCGAGGGGGAGAGGCUGGACCGGGAGCACCGCGAAUCCCAGGGGGUGGGGCAGGAGAGCAGAGCCAAGGAAGGCGAGGUGGUAGUGGUGGUGGUGGUGGUGGCAGCAGCGGCGGUAGCAGCGGCGGUGGCGGCAGCGGCAGCGGCAGCGGCAGCAGCAGCAGCAGGUUCCUUUCUCCUUUCCCUUCCCCGCCCAGCCGUAAUUGCCGAUGGCGGCUGCGGGGCAGCCGGAGCUCCUCUUCUACCUGUCGGCGUGUCUGCUGCUACGUCUCUGCGCCGCCUUUAACUUGGACACUCGGGAAGAAAACGUGAUCCGCAAGAGAGGGGAGCCGGACAGUCUCUUCGGCUUUUCCCUGGCUAUGCACUGGCAGCUGCAUCCGCAGGACAAGAGGCUGUUGUUGGUAGGAGCCCCUCGUGCCAAAGCUUUUCCAUUACAGAGAGCCAACCGAACAGGAGGCCUGUACAGCUGUGACAUAACAAGUCAGGAGCCUUGCCGACGCAUUGAAUUUGAUAACAACGCUGACCCUUCAUCAGAGAGUAAGGAAGACCAGUGGAUGGGUGUCACUGUCCAGAGUCAGGGUCCAGGGGGGAAGGUGGUGACGUGUGCCCAUCGGUAUGAGAGAAGGCAAAAUGUCAACACCAAGCAGGAGUCUCGGGACAUCAUUGGGAGGUGUUAUGUGUUGAGUCAGUCUCUUACCAUUGAAGAUGAUAUGGAUGGAGGAGAUUGGAGUUUUUGUGAUGGCCGUUUGAGAGGCCAUGAGAAAUUCGGUUCUUGUCAGCAAGGUGUAUCUGCAACCUUUACUAAAGAUUUCCAUUACAUUGUUUUUGGAGCCCCAGGCACUUAUAAUUGGAAAGGAAUUGUUCGUGCAGAGCAAAAGAAUAACACUUUUUUUGACAUGCAUAUCUUUGAAGAUGGGCCUUAUGAAGUUGGUGGUGAGACUGACCAUGAUGAGAGUCUAGUUCCUGUUCCAGCUAACAGUUAUUUAGGCCUUCUCUUUUUGACCAGUGUUUCCUAUACGGAUCCUGAUCAGUUUGUUUACAAAACAGAGCCCCCCAGUGUAAGGGGCGGCAAAUCUCCUGGUGUGAUGAUGAAUAGCUACCUAGGUUUUUCACUGGACUCAGGAAAAAACAUUAUCUCUAAAGAUGAGAUCACUUUUGUGUCUGGUGCUCCAAGAGCCAACCAUAGUGGAGCUGUGGUGCUUCUAAAGAGAGACACAAAAUCCACACAUCUUUUUCCUGAGCAUGUGUUUGAAGGGGAAGGGUUGGCCUCUUCGUUUGGCUAUGAUGUGGCAGUAGUGGACCUCAACAAAGAUGGCUGGCAAGAUAUAGUUAUUGGAGCACCGCAAUAUUUUGAUAGAGAUGGAGAAGUAGGAGGUGCCGUGUAUGUCUACAUUAAUCAGCAAGGCAAAUGGAAUAACGUCAAACCAAUUCGCCUUAAUGGAACCAAAGAUUCUAUGUUUGGUAUUGCAGUCGAAAACAUUGGUGAUGUUAAUCAAGAUGGGUAUCCAGAUAUUGCAGUUGGAGCACCCUAUGAUGAUUUGGGAAAGGUUUUUAUCUAUCAUGGCUCUCCAAGUGGAAUAAAUACCAAACCAACACAGGUUCUUGAGGGUAAAUCUCCAUUCUUUGGCUACUCAAUUGCUGGAAAUAUGGACCUUGACAGAAAUUCCUACCCUGAUGUUGCUGUUGGUUCACUCUCAGAUUCAGUGUCAAUUUUCAGAUCUCGGCCUGUGAUCAACAUCUUGAAAACAAUCACAGUAACACCUAACAGAAUUGAUCUCCGACAGAAAAUGCCCUGUGGGGCCCCGAGUGGGAUCUGCCUGAAGGUUAAGGCCUGUUUUGAAUAUACCGCCAAACCCAGUAAUUACAAUCCUGCGAUAUCAAUUGUGGGAACACUUGAAGCUGAAAGUCAGAGGAGGAAAUCCAGCUUAUCAUCAAGAGUUCAUUUUCCAAAUCAAGCUUUGGAGCCCAAGUCUUCCCAUGUCUUAACUCUGAAAGGGCAGAAACAAAAAAUGUGCAUGGAGAGAACACUUUGGCUACAGGAAAACAUCAGAGAUAAACUCCGUCCCAUUCCUAUAACAGCUUCAGUGGAAAUCCAAGAACCAAAUUCACGGAGGCGGGUGAAUUCCCUUCCAGAACUUACUCCAAUUCUGAAUUCAAAUGAACCCAAAACUGUGACCUCAGAGGUCCAGUUCUUAAAAGAGGGAUGCGGAGAUGACAACAUUUGUAAUAGCAAUCUAAAGCUGGAGUACAGAUUUUGUACGCGAGAUGACAACCAAGACAAAUUUUCUUAUUUACCAAUCCAUGAUGGUAUUCCAGAACUUGUUCUCAAAGACCAGAAAGAUAUCGCAUUAGAAAUAACAGUGACUAAUAGCCCGUCGAAUCCCAGAAAUCCUACAAAGGAUGGCGAUGAUGCCCAUGAAGCCAAGCUUGUUGCCACUUUUCCUGAUACCUUAACUUAUUCUGCAUACAGAGAGUUGAGGGCUUAUCCUGAAAAACAGUUGAGUUGUGCAGCCAAUGUAAAUGGUUCCCAAGUAGACUGUGAGCUUGGAAAUCCCUUUAAGAGAAAUUCCAAUGUUACUUUUUAUUUGAUUUUAAGUACAACAGAAGUCACCUUUGACACCACAGAACUGGACGUGAAUCUGAAGCUGGAAACAACAAGCAAUCAAGAUAAUUUGGCUUCAAUUACAGCUAAAGCUAAAGUGGUUAUUGAACUGCUUUUGUCGGUCUCUGGAGUUGCUAAACCUUCCCAGGUGUACUUUGGAGGUAUUGUUGUUGGUGAGAGUGCUAUGAAAUCUGAAGAUGAAAUUGGAAACCUAAUAGAAUAUGAAUUCAGGGUAAUUAACUUAGGUAAACCUCUUAGAAAUCUUGGCACAGCAUCUCUAAACAUUCAGUGGCCCAAAGAAAUUCUCAAUGGCAAAUGGCUGCUUUAUUUAAUGAAAAUAGACUCCCAAGGACUGGAACAAAUAAAUUGUCAACCACAAGGUGAAAUUAACCCUCUAAACCUAAAGCCAUCUCCUCACAACUCAAGAAAGAAACGAGAGAUUGCAGAAAAACAGACAGAUGAUGGCAGGAAAUUGUCAUUAUUUGCAGAAAGAAAAUAUCAGACACUUAACUGUAGCACAAAUGCUAACUGUGUGAACAUAAUAUGUCCCCUACAAGGUUUGGACAGCAAAGCUUCUGUUAUUUUGCGGUCAAGACUGUGGAACAGUACAUUCCUUGAGGAAUAUUCCAAGAUGAACUAUUUAGAUAUUCUUGUUCAGGCUACCAUCAAUGUUACUGCUAAUGCUGAAAAUAUAAAAGUCCCAAAUGCAGGCACUCAAGUUCGAGUUACAGUAUUUCCUUCGAAGACAGUUGCACAGUAUUCUGGAGUGCCUUGGUGGAUCAUCCUUGUGGCUAUCCUUGCUGGAAUUUUGAUGCUUGCUCUAUUAAUAUUUUUACUAUGGAAGUGUGGAUUCUUUAAGCGCUCCAGGUACGAUGACAGCGUUCCCCGAUACCAUGCUGUAAGAAUCCGGAAAGAGGAACGACAGAUCAAAGAUGAGAAAUAUAAUGAUGGCCUGGAAAAAAAGCAGUGGAUCACAAAAUGGAAUGAAGAUGAAAGCUACUCCUAGGGGGAAAAAAACAGCACACUCUCCAGACUGUUCUCUUUUUUUCCAUCUCAGAAAUUUAAAUGGAUUUUAAAAGUUCCUUUGGUAACUGAGGAUUGGUUUCAGACUUACUACAGACAGUAUGAACCUACAGUUUUCAACUGUGGAUAUUGUUACGGAUCCCAAAGCUUUUAUUUUGCACAGCUAACUUUGGGAUGGAUGGAACUGAUUUUUUUUAACUGCCUUAAUUUAAAUUUCCAGAUUGCCUUUCAUUUUGGUGUGGCUGACCGAUGAUGAGAAAGGGUAUGCUGAGUUAUACCUCCUGUGAAAUCUUCCCAUUAGUGUCUUAGAAAGAAAGUCACCACCAUCAGUCAUGUUGAUGUCCACUGGCAUGUAGUAAGUUGUAAUCCCAGCAUUUGCCUUUCCUAACAUUUUUUUCCACUACAGUCUGAGAAACUUAAAGUCAACAAGGGUUUAAGCUAAAGUACUGUCUUCAAGUAAACGUGCAAUAGAAGGUGAUGCUGGCACCCCACCAUCUUUUUUUUUAACCUCAGAUUUGUGUGAAUACUGCUCACACCAAAAUUCACAGGUUAUCAUUUUCUCUUCUGACUAACACCACACACACACACACACACAAACACACACACACACACACUCACACACUCACACAGGCUUGAAUACUAGUAAUAUUUUUUGUACAUAUUUAAGCCCUGGUAUUUAUUUUUCUCAUAAAUCAUUUUGCCUUUGACUAACACAUAGGCCAAAGACUCUCCAAUUUUACCUUUCUUUGAUUGGUUUAGGUGAUCAGUUAUUAGUACAUGGGGGGGGGUGUUAGUGGUUUUGACCUAAAACUUUCACUGCAAAAAAGAAAAUAAUAAUUCUUUAUAAAUAUACCAGAGAUAUUUUUUUAAUAACUUAAAACUUAACUAUAUGUAGUAGCAUCUUCCCUUCUUCUCUCUGUCCACCCUUAUUCUUCCUAAAUUCCAUCUAGAUCUGGGUUUGGUUAAAAGAUAGAAUUUAACACUUAAGAUUAUUUUGUCCUUACUGAACAGUCAGGAUCCUGGUUUGUUUUUGUUUGUUUGUUUUAAGUUUUGUUUGGAGGUGUUUUGUUUGCCCUCCAGCAACUAUUUUCAGAACAUCAUACAUGUGCUUUAAGAACCUCACAGAGAAAAUGGACUUGUUUUUCCCCAUUCCAGUAUAAUUCCCUCACUCCUCCAGAUGCUCUCUAUUGAUAGCACUUGGGGCUAGGUGUAUAUGGUGGAUCUGAACUGAUCCAAUUUGAGACUACUGAAUGAUGCUCUAAUGUCAAAACAGUGACUAUUUUUCAGACAUAACAGCAUGACUUUUAAUUUUUAUGGUUCUGUUAGAACCAUCAAAAGAGUGCAUUGAUGUUUUUCCCCAACUUAUAUUCCCUGAAUGACUUUGGGAUUAUUAAAAUAAAAACUUUUAAGAUGCUUUCAAAUGCUUAUUGCAUUCUACUGACAUAAGAAUAAGAAGGCAAUCACUGUGCUAUAUACAUUGAUUAUAUAUUGAAAAGAAAUGAAUAUUGUAGAAGAGUUUACUGAACUAUCAUCUUCCAAAAUAUUAAGUUAUAGGAGAAGGUAUAGGAGGAAGGUGCUAAUUAGUUUGAAACUAGUAUAAGAAAUUUCCUAAUGUACAAAAUCCCAAUAUGUGUGUUUUCAGGAACUAUAUGCCCUUAAAAUUCUUAUGCAUUUCCAAAGUCUUCAUUCACAGAGACAUUUACACAAAUUGCAUUUUGUUUACAACUUUAGUCUCAAAAAACAGGCACAUCAGUGUUUAAAAUUUAAUUUCUUGCCUGGAUAACUCAAGAUCUCAAAGAACUGGCUUUAUAAGCUGCUAAGAGGCUGUUUAUGUUGGCAAUGUUUGUAGACCUUUGUUAUUAAAAAAAAAAUGAAUGUCCUGAGGUUGGUAUCAUUUCAACAGUACAAAAAGCAAGAAUGUUGUUGCAGUGUUAAAUUUAGGAUUGUUAAAAAUGUCAUCUCAAGUCAAGUCACUGGUCUGUUUGCAUUUGAUAAAUUUUUAUACUAACUAACAUUGUGAAAUCAUUCCAUGAUGAGAACGUACCUGUGGAUAUUUGUAUAAAAGUGUGAAAUAAAUUUUUUUUAUGAAAGUA
Molecule: messenger RNA, 5771 nt
Organism: Monodelphis domestica (gray short-tailed opossum)
Lineage: Eukaryota; Metazoa; Chordata; Mammalia; Didelphimorphia; Didelphidae
Source: RefSeq, a predicted model, not a curated record